Molecule: messenger RNA, 1254 nt
Organism: Caenorhabditis bovis
Lineage: Eukaryota; Metazoa; Nematoda; Chromadorea; Rhabditida; Rhabditidae
Source: the annotation of a GenBank genome assembly
AUGUCCGACGUUGAGUUCGACGAGUAUGAGAUGAGCGAGCUCGAAGAGCAGAUCAUUCUCGAGCAAAUCGAGAAUCCCAAUUUCGACGAGAGCUUCGAGCUCGAUCCGACGGACUACUACUCGUACGAUUUUCUGGAUGCCUUCAAAAAGAAUGGCGCGUUGUCGAUCGAGUUGAAGAACGCGGGCGGUGUGAACAACGAGAAGUUGACGCGCAUCUGCCAUUUCGAUUGGCGUUUGAAUUUCGUCGCCCAGCCCGACGCCUCGCCGCCGUGCUACAGCGUCAAUCUGAGCGCCACGUGCGACUUCGAGGACAUCGACAACGAGAAGCAGUGGAGUUGCGAGGCCAACGUUGGAAUGAACAUCGGCGCGGAGACGAUUGAGCCGCAAGUGGUCCGCUUCUCAAGGGACUCUGUUUAUAAGGUGUUGUGUCCGGUGCUGGAGUUUCAAGGUUUCGACGAAAGAUUAAGGAGCGGUCCAAUCAAGGUUCACGUCGACGUCGAGGUGCUUUCGAUGGAGGGCCUCAAGCCGGAAAUCGAUCCGAUCAAAUCGUAUCCCGAGUACGGCGAUAUCGCUCUCGUUGUCGAAGGCAAGCGACUGAUCACGAAUAAGAUGUACCUGUCCAUCUUCUCACCCGUGUUCCAUCGAAUGUUCUUCGGCUGCUUCCGCGAGAGCUACGAGCACGAGGUGGUCAUCAAAGGCGCCGAGUUCAUGGCUUUCGUCCAGCUCAUCAACAUGAUCAUGCCGGUCGGUGUGGAAGUGACAAGGAAGUAUGUCAUCGGUAUUCUGAGCAUCGCCGAUCGCUUCGAAAUGGAGACGGUCAUCCGCAAAUGCGAAGACUACUUCUUGAGUGGCAACAGCGGCUUCUCGGUGAAGUUCAUGCUCAAAAUCUGCGGCUACUUUCCGAUGGCGAGGCCGGUGGUCGUCGGCGCCACACGACGCCAAUACGAGACGCUGGUGGCGUUUCUGCACAACGCGACGCCGGCGCAACGCGAGCGCGCCAAAACGAUACGCGAUCACGCCGCCUACGCCGAUGCCGUCUUCACGAAUCUGCCGCGUUUUCGAACCGUCGCCGAGGCGAUCGAGACGCUUGUCGUCGACGCCCAACUCGAUGAGCAGCUUCUCUACACGUUCCUCGAACGCGAAUUCCAUUGGGACGGCAUGGACGACGACGAGAAGCACACGAAUCGCAUCGACUUCAUGAUUCACGUCAUCUUCAUGGAGAUUCGCCUCAUGAAUAACAAUAAUAAUAAUUAG